AUGAACGAUGACUCAAGUUAUUUAACUGAGUCGAGGCGCAAAGUAACUUUUUAUUCGUGCUCUGUUGGAUUCUCUCUCGCUAUUGGAGCUUCAUUCAGUUUGUCAGCAUUACAAAGUAGUAUAAACGUCAAAGAUGGUAUUGGCACCACAAGUUUACUCUUCAAAUUUGGAGCCAGUAUUCUUGGAAGUUCAAUCGCUCUACCAUUUGUACUGAAAAGAUACGGACCAAAGUUUGCGUUGAUAGCCGGGCAACUAUGCAAUACUUUAUACACUUUGGUGAAUUUUUACCCAGAAUGGUAUACAAUGUAUCCCACAGCAUUCAUAGCUGGUUUUGCUAGCUGUUGGGCUUGGGGCGGUUCUGCCGUUAUUGUUCACAAUAUUGCUUCCAGUGUGAAAACAGAAAACGGCGAUAGUUCUUCACAACGUUAUUUCGGAAUGUUUUUAGUAAUAAUGUCUUCGGGCCAGAUAUUUUCCAAUGCUGUGACAGAGCUCAUACUAAAUUCCGAUAAGAUUGAAGCAUUCAUCAGUGGUGAAGAUAACGUGGAUAUAAUCAACAGCAGCAUUGUGUAUCUAUCAUCUCGUCAUUUAUUGACAUGCGGAUCGAACGAUUGUCCAAGUGAAUACUCAUUUCAAGGAAAAUCAACAAAGUUUUCUGUGCUAAUACCAAAUCAAACGUUGUUGCGGAUACUACUAUGCAUAUACGUGGUAAUGCAAAUUGGGGGAGCUUCGAUUCACUACUUUCUAUUGGAAGAUACACUUUAUACAUCAGAAAAUGAUGAAUCAUCUGCAUCGGCGCCUUUACUGAAGAAAGAAACAUCAGCUUUCACUGAUUUUUUUACCGGCUUAAAAGACACUUGUAAACAUGUGACAUCUUUACAUGGACUUUUAACUUUGCCAGUUAUGUUGUUGUACGGUCUGACCAUCGCGUAUAUAUGGACCGAAUACAACAGAGCAUUCGUGUCGUGUAUUGUUGGAGUCCAACAGGUUGGAAUAUGCACGGUCAUUGUUGAUAUAAUGUCGUUGGUGACAUCAUUAGUUAUUUCGAAGAGUGCAAAGAAAAUUGGUUUGCCGACUCUUUUCGCCGUGGGACUAAUAUAUGAUUUGAUCAAUUAUACCAUUUCUUUGUUAUGGGUACCCACUGUUUCUACCACAUUUCUUUCGUACGUUUUCUCUGCUACAUUUGGUGUUACCCAUGGUAUCCGGCGGAAUACUGUGUUCUUGGUAACGUCGACUCACUCUGCAGAUGCGGACAUCGGAUUUUCAUUACAAGCUCUGGGGGAAACGCUCGGUGCACUUCUCAAUUACGCCUGGAGCAUUCCCCUCUGUGUCAAUGAAAAAAUAUAUAUUAUGAUGUCUCUCACCAUAAUAGCAACAAUAUGUUGGGCGAUUGCAAAGGUUGUUCUUGGUAGAAACAAUUAAAAUAUAAAGAAAAUGGAAGAAGGAAAUGUCGCAGAUAGUCAGUUGUCUCAGUGUUUGAUUGAAAUUA
Molecule: messenger RNA, 1486 nt
Organism: Styela clava
Lineage: Eukaryota; Metazoa; Chordata; Ascidiacea; Stolidobranchia; Styelidae
Product: protein unc-93 homolog A-like
Source: RefSeq, a predicted model, not a curated record